This is a messenger RNA of Parascedosporium putredinis, 840 nucleotides long. The record is from the annotation of a GenBank genome assembly. NCBI's taxonomy places the organism in Eukaryota, Fungi, Ascomycota, Sordariomycetes, Microascales, Microascaceae.
AUGGACCACCAUGAUGCGGCCGUUGAGAAAAUUUCGAGCACAGUCAAGGCAUUCCACGAACAGAAACAGCCAUUCCGAAUCUACCAUGGCAGCACAAACACUACUCGCCGGUCAACCCGAUCGGUAGACACUGUGGUUGACUUGAGCGAAUUAAACCGUGUCCUUGCCAUCUCUGCCGACAAAAGCACGGCCAUCGUCGAGCCCAAUGUUCCUAUGGAUGCCCUUGUGGCUGAGACGCUCAAGCAUGGUCUGGUCCCUCCAGUCGUCAUGGAAUUCCCUGGUAUUACUGCAGGGGGUGCCUUUUCUGGCACAGGUGGAGAAUCAAGCAGCUUUCGAUGGGGGACGUUUGAUCGGAUUGUAAACAGAAUCGAAAUUGUGCUGGCAAACGGCGAUGUUCUGUGGGCAAGUGAGGACGAAAACUCGGAUCUUUUCACCGGGGCUGCGGGGUCCUUCGGUACUCUCGGCAUCGUUACACUCCUCGAGGUUCAGCUCGUACCGGCCCUGAGCAAGCUUGUUGAGCUCACCUACCAUCCCGUCCAGAGCGUGGGAGAAGCUAACAAAAAGCUCCACGGUUUCUGCGUGACAGACCCAAAAUGGGACUACGUCGAUGGCAUCAUGUUUAGCAAAGAUUCGGGAGUCAUUACUACAGGGAGACUCAUGACCGAGGGCGACGAAAGCCUAGUGACGGCUCGGUAUAUGCGCGCAAGCGAUGAUUGGUAUUACACCAACGUUCAGAUGAAACUCGCCUCGAAGACGGGCGGGUGGGUAGACAUUGUCCCUAUCCAAGACUAUCUCUUCCGUUACGACCGUGGUGCUUUCUGCUCUUCGCCUGCCGUUUAA